AUGCUAAUAGUUGCUAACAGUGGAUACAAUACUGUCGAUGCACAGCUGUUUGAGGUGGUGAAUGCGGGCACCCUGGCCGGAGGUUCGCUGGAGUGGGCGGAGUUCUCACAGCGCCUGGACCAGCUCUCCUCGUUCCUGUUGCGGCGCAGCGACGGCAGUCGGAUGCUAAACCACACCUCCUUCAGGGAGUGGCUUAUGUGGAGGGAGGAGGGCCAGGAUGACCGGUUCCUCUGCGAUCCCAGGAGUGGCCACACUCUCCUGUCCUUCUGGCUCUGCAGACAGGCAGGAAAGCUGACCCGACAGCAGACACUGGAGCUCGGGCAUCACAUCCUGAAGGCGCACAUCUACAAGGGCCUGAGUAAGAAGCUAGGGGUUUCCUCCUCAGUUCUGCAAGGGCUGUGGCUGUCAUACAGCACCCAGAGUUUGAGCCCUGUUCUUGCGUCACUGCGCAACCUCUACACCCCCAAUAUCAAGGUGAGCAGAUUGCUGAUAAUGGCCGGGGCUGAUGUGGAUUACUGUAGCGAUGUCCUCAACAACGCCCCCCUGCUGUGUGUCCACGCUCACCUGGGCCACACUGAUGCUGUAGCACUGCUGCUUGAUCAUGGAGCACAGCUGGAUGCUUGGUCACAUGACGGUUUGACUGCACUGGGAUUCGCUGCUGCAGCUGGUCACCUGGAGAUCGUCACAAUGCUGAGUCAGCACAGAGCCAAG
Molecule: messenger RNA, 711 nt
Organism: Neolamprologus brichardi
Lineage: Eukaryota; Metazoa; Chordata; Actinopteri; Cichliformes; Cichlidae
Source: RefSeq, a predicted model, not a curated record